AUGGGCGGGGGAAGAGGCGGACAGAAACGCGGGCGGACUCAACGCAGGCAUUUCAGGCAGAACCGAGAGAACGUCUGGAAGAAGAGUCGCGCUCUUCCAUCAGACAACGACAAUAACAGCAAUAGCAACAACACCAGCAACAAUCCCGACUGGCAGCCCUUCGCCACCCAAAACCUUGCUUUCGAAGAAUACUACAAGGAACAAGAAAUAGUGCCUGUAGAAGAAUGGGAAGAAUUCCUUCACGUUCUCCGCAAGCCGUUGCCGGCCGCUUUCAGAAUCAACUCCAGCGGCCAGUUUUUCAAGGACAUCCGGUCACAAUUGGAGAAUGAUUUUAUGAAAUCACUUGAGUCUGAGGUCACAGAUGAUAAUGAACUGGAGGCUAUUAGACCUUUGCCUUGGUAUCCGGAGAAUCUUGCUUGGCAUUUAAAUUUCUCUCGGAUGCAGCUCAGGAAAAAUCAAACCCUUGAGAGGUUCCAUGAGUUUCUGAAGCAGGAAAAUGAAAUCGGGAACAUAACAAGACAAGAGGCUGUUAGCAUGGUACCUCCAUUAUUCUUGGAUGUACGUCCAGAUCACUGUGUGCUUGAUAUGUGUGCAGCACCAGGUUCAAAAACAUUCCAAUUGCUUGAGAUAAUACACCAAUCAACUGAACCUGGAUCACUACCUGAUGGAUUGAUUAUAGCUAAUGAUGUUGACGUGCAAAGAUGCAAUCUUCUCAUCCAUCAGACAAAAAGAAUGUGCAGUGCCAACUUGAUAGUAACAAACCAUGAAGCUCAACACUUCCCUAGUUGCAGUGUGAAUGGUAAUUUCUUGGACAAGGGAAGCAUAGAUGGUGGGUUGGCUAGCCCUCAAUCAAAUGGAGCAGAAGAGCCAAACAAAAGACAGCUGUUAUUUGAUCGUGUUUUAUGUGAUGUUCCAUGCAGUGGAGAUGGUACACUUCGUAAGGCCCCUGACAUUUGGAGGAAAUGGAAUGCAGGAAUGGGCAAUGGGGUCCACCGCCUUCAAGUGCAGAUUGCUAUGCGCGGUAUAGCAUUGCUUAAAGUCGGUGGAAGAAUGGUCUAUUCAACAUGCUCAAUGAAUCCAGUUGAGAAUGAGGCUGUCGUUGCUGAGGUUCUUCGAAGAAGUGGGGAUGCGGUCGAGCUUCUUGAUGUCUCUGCUGAGCUCCCUCAGUUAGUCCGUCGCCCAGGUCUUAGACAAUGGAAGGUUCGAGAUAAGGGCCUCUGGCUCACUUCUUACAAAGAUGUUCCGAAAUACAGGAGAACUGGGAUUGUACCGAGCAUGUUUCCUUCUGGUGAAAGCUGCGUGGUGGAAGAAAGAGUUUCUGAUGAUUUAGAAAAUGAGAUGGGCAAACCUGAAAUUGAAAGUGAGACGGGAAAUCUUACUGACUUGAAAGGGAGCCAUCAGAAUGGUAGCAAUCAUAUGACCACAACUGAUGGUGGUGAAACUGUUAUUGAAUUGGUGCAACCUCCCAAUAGCACAGCCGUACAGAGUUCGGAUACUGAUUGCAAGGGGGAAGUCUCAGUUCUUCCACUUGAACAUUGCAUGAGGAUACUGCCUCAUGAUCAAAACAGUGGAGCCUUCUUUAUUGCUGUUCUUCACAAGCUUUCUCCUUUGCAGGAGAAUCCUAUCAGCAAGUGUUCUAAAAAGGGGACUUUGUUGCCCAAGAAAUUAUCGGACGAUAUUAUUGAAGAUAUGCCAGAGAUAAGUUCAUCAAAAGAUGGUCCCAGUCAAAACUUAGUUUCUGCUGAAGCAGCUUCUAAUGCAGAUUUACUGGACAAACAAACAUCUAUAAUGCCCAUGGAAAUUUCUUUGGAAGUUGACGCCAAUGAGAAUACCACCAAAGAAAAUAAACUGGAAGCCAAAGCAUGUGAAAAUAGGGAGAGUGACCUGGAGAGACCGAAGGGUGAAAAAGGAAAGUCACAGAUUCAAGGCAAGUGGAGAGGGGUUGACCCUGUUGUAUUUUUCAGAGAUGAUACCAUAAUCAAUAGCAUUAGGAACUUUUAUGGUGUCAGUGAAUCAUUUCCAUUCGAUGGCCACCUUGUGACAAGGAACAGUGAUGUCCACCACGUAAAGAGAAUUUACUAUGUAUCAAAAUCAGUUCGUGAUGCUCUGAAACUGAAUUUCCAAGUGGGGCAGCAACUUAAGAUUACUUCCCUUGGCCUGAAGAUAUUCGAGCGGCAGACAUCAAAAGAAGGUCCAUCACAGAUUGCGUACCGGAUAUCGUCGGAAGGAUUGCCAUUGCUGCUCCCUUAUAUCAGCAAACAGAUCUUAUCUGUGUCAUAUGCUGACUUUGAGCACCUUCUGCGAUACAGAAUCAUCAAGUUUGCAGAUUUUGUUGACGCUGCCUUUGGCGAAAAGGCAUCAAAGUUGAUGUUAGGUUGCUGCAUUGUAGUAUUAAACACAGGUGACCAAUAUUCACCAGAGACCAUUGUAUUAGAUGCAUCCACAAUUGCUAUUGGCUGCUGGAAAGGUAAGACCAACUUGAGUGUAAUGGUCUCCCAGACAGAUAGCCAGGAGCUGCUUGAAAGGCUUUCCGUACGUUUGGGGAAGGACAAAGUUUCCUUGGCACAGGCGGACGGGUGUGAUAGUUCAGAGCCUGUUAUGGCUGUAGAUGAAAAUGCAAAUGAUGCUGAUUUGAUUGAGGAUUUCGAAACUGCUGAACAAGAAGUCAGUUGAGACUGAGGUGAAUUUAAGCUUUUUUAGAUUCAAUCUUUCUUAAGGUUUUGUGUUAUCUUAUAUAUUCCACAGUAGGGUGGAGUAGGGUGUUGUCAUUCAGAUAAAUAGUGAUGCAUUUAUGAUUGAUGGGGGAAGUUUCUAGAUUUUGGUGAAAUGGGAUCUACUAUAGGUUGGUC
This is a messenger RNA of Magnolia sinica, 2849 nucleotides long. RefSeq lists its product as uncharacterized. NCBI's taxonomy places the organism in Eukaryota, Viridiplantae, Streptophyta, Magnoliopsida, Magnoliales, Magnoliaceae. The record is from RefSeq and is a predicted model, not a curated record. The coding region runs from base 1 to 2673 and encodes 890 amino acids. The transcript is spliced from 15 exons. Gene Ontology annotation, biological process: RNA methylation. Gene Ontology annotation, molecular function: RNA binding; tRNA (cytidine-N5)-methyltransferase activity.